AUGGGGCUUGUUUGUGUUAAAGGUACGUCCAUUGAUGUUGUUGUAGAAGGCAGUGGUGGUGUCUGCAAUACAGGGCAUUCCAAUGAUGAUGGGGUGGAUCGCAGUGGCGGUGUUUGUGAUGAAGGUUAUCAUGCUAUUAAUUUGGACCCGGUGGGUUUCAUUUGUGAUAAAGAUACGUCAAUUGAUGCUGGUGUAGAAGGCAGUGGUGGUGUCUGCAAUACAGAGCAUUCCACUGAUGGUGAUCAUAUUGAUGGUUGUGUAGAAGGAAGUGGGGGUCAGUGUGAUGAAGGGAAUUCAACCGAUGUUGCUGUAGAGACUAGUGGUCAGGGCGCCAAUGAACACUGUUUGACUGACGUUGAGGCAGAAGACAAUGCAUUUGUUUUGGAAAUGUCUCCUGGGUUGACUAAGUAUUGGCGUCCAGUUUGCAGUGAUAGUUUGAAGCCUGUUUUGGGGCAAACGUUUGAUUCCUUGGAUUGUGCUAUUGUUUUUUAUAAACGGUAUGCUGGGUAUGUUGGUUUUGAUUGUAGACAGGGUACAAUUCGGAGGAGGAGGGAUGGUGUUGUUGUGGAGAGACAGGUAUUCUGUAGUCGAGAGGGGUUUAAAAAGAGUAUUUAUAGUACGCAAUCUACGUGUGUUGGUGAUGGUAAGCCCAUUGUUGUGAAGAGACGGAGGGUGACAAAUAAGGUUGGGUGCAACGCUAAAGUGGUGUUUAAGCAUAAGUCUAAUGGACUGUUUGUUGUGCAUUUUUUAGAGGAACGACACACUCAUGUGAUGUGUUCAAUCAUUGCUAAGCAGUUUUUAAAGGUGAAUCGUAGUCUUGAUGCUGGCCAUCAAAUGUUCAUUGCAAGUUGUGUUCGGGCAAAUAUUGGGUAUGUUCGGUCCUAUAAGCUGUUUAAGGAGAUUGUUGGUGAGUAUUCCAAUGUUGGUGCUACUGGGGUGGAUUUUAAGAAUUUCAAGCAUGAUUUGAUGGCAUACAUAUUGAAUGGUGAUGCUCAACUAUUCAUAGAUACGCUUUUUAAAAGGCGUGAAUUGUGCGAGGCUUUUGAGUUUGAAUAUGAUGUUGAUGACGUUGAUCAGCUUACAAGGGUUUUUUGGGCAGAUGCAGUAUCAAGGAAGAAUUUUGCAUUGUUUGGUGAUGUUGUUUUAUUCGAUGCUACAUACCGAUCUAACAGGUAUAAUUUGGUGUUUGUCCCAUUUACUGGAAUUGAUAACCAUAAGAGAUCCAUCACAUUUGGUGUUGGUUUACUUACGAGGGAAGACGUAGACUCAUAUGUUUGGCUUUUGGAGAGAUUUAAGAAAACCAUGCGUCAUGAACCUAUUUGUGUCGUUACUGACCAAGAUCCAGCUGUUAAGAUUGCAGUUGCUCGUGUGUUUGGUACAUCAAAACAUAGAUUCUGCAUGUGGCAUAUAAUGUGCAAGGUCGGUGAGAAGGUUGGACCGGUCUUAGCUAAGGACGAGGUGUUUAUGAGGAAGUUGAAUGGCAUUGUUUGGAACAAAUCUAUAGAUUCCAAAGCUUUUGAGGAUUCAUGGAGUCGUAUCAUAGAGGAAUAUGGUUUGGUUGAUAAUAGUUGGUUUCGUUACUUGUUCGAGUCUCGUACAUUUUGGGCAUCUCCAUACUUUCAUGAUGAGUUUAUGUCGAGAUUUGUUAGGACAACAUCUCGAUCAGAGUCUCAAAAUAGUUUUUUUGGCAGUUUCUCCAAUGGUCAUUCCAGUUUGGUUGAGUUUUUGGUGCAUUUUGAUAGUGCUAUUAGUGCACAACGACAUGCCCAAGCAAAAUUGACUGCUGACUCUGAAUCAUGCUUUCCUGUUUUGAAGACUCCAUUGGCGCUGGAGAAACAUGCAAUGGAUGUCUAUACCAUUUCUGUAUUUUAUGAUGUGCAAGUAGAGAUUUGUGAAGGUUGUUUUUCUUGUCGAGUGGUGUCUUUGUGUGAGUGCGAUGGUAAGGCAUAUUUUUUUGUGUUUAAAGAUCGUGGACUUGAGAGAAUUCCUUCUAUGUAUUUGGUGUCUCGGUGGACAAAGGCUGCUUGUUUGAAGCCAAUAUUUGAUAUUGAUGAUACGGUUGUUGAUCAAUCGGCUAAAGUUAAUGUUAGGGUGAUUACUAAGGGGUCAACAAUGGAGGUUCGUGAUCCAAUUAAAGUUAAGAACAAGGGCGGCGGGAAGCGGAUGAAGAGUGCAAGGGAGAAAGCUGUGAAUAAGUGUGUAAAGCAAUCAAGGAAAUGCCAUACUUGUGAUGAAUAUGGUCAUAAUAGUAGGACGUGCCCAUUAAAUGGCUAG
This is a messenger RNA of Ipomoea nil (Japanese morning glory), 2274 nucleotides long. RefSeq names its product protein FAR1-RELATED SEQUENCE 5-like. Gene Ontology annotation, molecular function: zinc ion binding; nucleic acid binding. The record is from RefSeq and is a predicted model, not a curated record. Lineage: Eukaryota; Viridiplantae; Streptophyta; Magnoliopsida; Solanales; Convolvulaceae. The coding region runs from base 1 to 2274 and encodes 757 amino acids. Gene Ontology annotation, biological process: regulation of DNA-templated transcription. The transcript has 5 exons.